Molecule: messenger RNA, 168 nt
Organism: Sclerotinia sclerotiorum 1980 UF-70
Lineage: Eukaryota; Fungi; Ascomycota; Leotiomycetes; Helotiales; Sclerotiniaceae
Exons: 3
Coding region: 1-168 (55 amino acids)
Source: RefSeq, a predicted model, not a curated record
AUGCCAGAUGCUAAUCUAAAAUUCAGAAAACAGUUAUAUUCAAAAUAUCAUCAAGCACAUUGUUCGUCUACCAGGAGUAGGAAAAAAACAACUGGUGCCAACUUUUCACGAGACCAUCGGCGUCGAUCAUUCAUGGACCAUAGAGUUGGAGGUCAUAGUGUCGCUUAG